Messenger RNA from Diospyros lotus (date-plum), 1179 nucleotides. RefSeq names its product MADS-box protein JOINTLESS-like. The record is from RefSeq and is a predicted model, not a curated record. Gene Ontology annotation, cellular component: nucleus. Lineage: Eukaryota; Viridiplantae; Streptophyta; Magnoliopsida; Ericales; Ebenaceae. The transcript has 9 exons. Gene Ontology annotation, molecular function: RNA polymerase II cis-regulatory region sequence-specific DNA binding; DNA-binding transcription factor activity, RNA polymerase II-specific; protein dimerization activity. The coding region runs from base 17 to 913 and encodes 298 amino acids. Gene Ontology annotation, biological process: positive regulation of transcription by RNA polymerase II.
AUGAUUAAAACUUUAAAUGGAGAAGGAGAAGAAAAAGAAAGAAGCAGAGGAAGAAGAAGCAUCAGUGUGGCUAAAAGUUACAGCAGAACUCUCUGUUUCUCUCUCAUCACUGUCUUUGAAAUCUCCAUUAGCAGCGGAAGCAAACACACAGGAUGUGAAAGCACACAAUAGACCAGACCGUUCACCAAACCCUUUAAACGAACUGAGGAAAGGACAGAGACGUGUUGAGGGAAUGGCCAGAGAGAAGAUCCAGAUCAGGAAGAUCGAUAACGCUACCGCUAGGCAAGUCACCUUCUCCAAGCGACGGAGAGGGCUUUUCAAGAAGGCCGAGGAGCUCUCCGUUCUCUGCGAUGCCGACGUUGCUCUCAUCAUCUUCUCCGCCACUGGCAAGCUCUUCGAGUAUUCCAGCUCCAGUAUGAAGGAAAUACUUGAAAGGCAUAAUUUGCAUUCAAAGAAUCUCGGCAAGCUGGAACAACCUUCUCUUGAGCUGCAGCUAGUAGAGAACAGAAAUUACUCCAGAUUAAGCAAGGAAGUAGCAGAGAAAAUUCAUCAGUUGAGGCAUAUGAGGGGAGAGCAGAUCCAAGGGUUAAGCAUUGAAGAAUUACAGCAGUUAGAGAGGUCCCUUGAAGCUGGAUUGGGCCGUGUGAUUGAGAAAAAGGGUGGAAAAAUUAUGCAAGAGAUCAACCAUCUUCAACAUAAGGGAAUGCAACUCAUGGAAGAGAAUGAGAGAUUGAGACGACAAGUUAUGGAAGGAUCCAAUGCUCGAAAACAUGGCUCUGCUGAUUUGGAUGACAUGCAUUAUGAGGAAGGUCAUUCAUCAGAUUCCGUCACCUACAAUUGCAACUCCACUGGCCCGCCACAACAAGACAAUGACAGCUCAGACACAUUCCUCAAGUUGGGGUUGCCCUUCUGAAGAUGAGAGCAGUUGGUUUGGCAAGGAAGAGAAGCUGAUUGUGUGUUAGGGAAGAUUGAUUAGAAUUAAUGCAAAUCUAAGCGUAUUUGUUCUUGAAAUUUUCAAUUAAACUAUGACAAAAAUGUUCCAUUUAUUGUCAUAUUUUUGCACCGGCUAAUCUGAUGUAUGGAAUGAAUUAAUUUGAUCUAGCUAGCUCCACAACCUGCUGCGUGUUGUUGCGGCCAUGUUAUCACAGUUAUCAUUUCGUAAUUUCAUGAUUAGUAGUA